CAGUCCGCCCGGGGAGGGCGGUGGGGCCGACACUCCGGCUUCUGCAGGUCGCCGUGCGCCCUGGGGCGCAGCCGAGCGCGGAAAAAUGAGCGGCUCGGCGGGAGAAGGCCCUCGCGUCCGGCGCUACCCCGAGCUCCCGGUGUGGGUGGUGGAGGAUCACCAGGAGGUUCUGCCGUUCAUAUACCGAGCCAUUGGCUCAAAACAUCUUCCUGACAGUAAUAUAAGUUUUGUGCAUUUUGAUUCACAUCCAGAUCUCCUUAUUCCUGUGAAUAUGCCAGCUGACACCGUGUUUGAUAAGGAAACUCUUUUUGGAGAAUUAAGUAUUGAGAACUGGAUUAUGCCUGCAGUUUAUGCUGGCCAUUUUUCCAAUGUAAUAUGGCUUCAUCCCACAUGGGCUCAGCAAAUCAGAGAGGGUACACAUCACUUUUUAGUAGGCAAAGACACGUCUACCACAACAAUCAGGGUAACAAGUACAGAUCACUACUUCCUAAGUGAUGGUCUUUAUGUAACUGAAGACCAGCUAGAGAACCAAAAACCUUUACAAUUGGAUGUAAUUAUGGUAAAGCCAUAUAAUCUCUGUAACAAUCAAGAGGAAAACGAUGCAGUGUCUUCUGCUAAGAAACCAAAGCUAGCACGGGAAGACGCAGAGCACACUGCCUCUACUAACUGUGCCUCUUGUUCAGAAGGAUUGGAAAAGGACACAGGGACCCAGAGAAGGGUCCACGCCAGCCUGGAACCUUCGUGUUCAUGUUCUUCUGAGAGCCAAGAAUGCCAGACUACAGUCAGCUCUGGAGAAAUUCUGGAAAUUUUGAAGAAAGGGGAUGCAUUUGUUUUAGAUAUUGACUUAGAUUUCUUUUCAGUCAAGAAUCCCUUCAAAGAAAUGUUCACUCAGGAGGAAUACAAAAUCUUACAAGAGCUGUACCAAUUUAAAAAGCCUGGCACCAACCUGACAGAGGAAGAUUUGGUAGAUUGUGUUGAUACUCGAAUUCACCAAUUAGAAGAUUUAGAAGCUACUUUUGCUGAUUUGUGUGAUGGUGAUGAUGAAGAAACUGUACAGAAAUGGGCUUCAAACCCUGGAAUGGAAUCACUAGUUCCACUUGUGCAGAGUUUGAAAAAACGGAUGGACGUGCCAGACUAUGAAAUGGUUCAUCAGGCUGGUCUAACCUGUGAUUAUUCAGAACUUCCUCACCAUGUCAGCACAGAACAAGAAAUUGAGUCUCUUAUUCAGUCUGUAUAUUAUUUACUGAAAAAUUUACCAAAACCUACUCUUGUAACAAUUGCAAGGUCAAGUCUGGAUGAUUACUGUCCUUCUGAGCAAGUUGACGCCAUUCAGGAAAAAGUCCUCGGUGUGCUCCGCUCCCUCUAUGGGACUCUAGACCUCCACCUGGUGUACUCAGCAGAGUCCUCUCCACCUUGAAACAGCAAAACACUGGACUCCUAUUACAUUUCGAUGUAGUAGCAGGUUUUCAUUAACUUAUUUGUAAAUGAGUCUUCCAGAAAACACUUUGUCUUUAUAUUAACUUUGACUUAAAAUCCUUCAGGUAUCGUCCGUUGUUGAAUGAUGGCAACUUUGUUGGCAUCAAGACUACCCCUGUUGCUUAUCUUUCUUCCUUUCUGUAAUUGUCCUCACUUUUGUGAGAAUGUUUUGUUUUUUCCUCUUUUCCUUUUUUCCCAUAAGUCGGUUGGAAUGUAUGAGAUUCAUUCAUUCAUUGAUUUAUUCACUCAACUAGCUGACAUUUAUUGAGACAUGUGUCAGACAUAAUUCCCUGCUGGGUAUAUGGUAAUGAACAGAACAGACAAGGCCCUGCCCUUUUGAGGGACAGCUAAGAAACAAAUCAUGGAAGGACAGCCACAAACAUGGCCUUAUAGGAAAGUAAUAUUCUCAAAAGCUACUACCAAAAUAAUAAUAGCAUGCCAGUCCAUGAAAAUUUUACAGGAAGUCUACCUCUCUAUGAGUGUUUGUUCUGUAGCCCAGCUCUUGCUAAAAAUGCUCUCAGCAUUGUUGGUUGAGGAGGUCUAUUAAACUCAACCAAACAAAAAUUAACUCUAGUUUGCUAAUCAGAAAAGCCAUUUGGGAGUUUUGGCCUCCAUGAAGGUAAGUAUGAGCAUUGAUUGUCAUUAUAGUUCCUAAGUGCCACUUUAUUGGCAGUCUGGGUAGAUACUUUUCAAAUAAAUCAGCUCUUCAUGUAAAUAGUAGGGAAAAAAUUUAAGUCCUUAAUUCUGGCCUACCAUAAAUACUUCCUUCUGCCAGCCUCCCAUGAGUAAGAGUAAGAGAGCCUACCUGACUUGCUCUUAUAGUAAUCAUGGAACUUUUCAUUUACUUAAUUGGCCACUGAAGUCUCCCCUCUUUAGUAUCCCUCAUGUUCAGUAAUCAUUUUUACCUCCUUGAUUUCUUUUUCUUUCAAAAGUAGGAUGACAUUUACAGGAAAAAAAAAAUCCAUUAUUCCUCAGUCCUAACACAGUAGUUGUCUUUAUUUUUGCAUGUAACUUUCAGGCCCUGAGCACAUGUGUACCUGUUGAGUUGCAUGUAACUAAAAUUACAGUGUUACCUAACGUAAUGGCUGGUAGCCACAGUCGCAUUACCAUUACUACUCACUAGAUGGCACCAGAUCCCAUUUUUCCAGUGAUUCUGUUUUUCUUGUCACCAAGUGGAUUUUACAAGGCUGAUAGUGUGAAUGCUUAUUUCUGUUAUGAAAAGCAAAGCAAACUGAUUUAAUUUUCUAUUUUGAUAGAACAUUAUGUGCCAAAAAGUUUUAUUUCUCUGUAAGAUCAGAAUUGUAAAAUAGUGCUAUUUAUUUUUAAAAUUUUAUUCGAGUUCUGUAAACAGAUGUUACUUUUACGAGUAAAUUAAUUUUGUGUGCUAAAAGAAAUAAACAGGUGUGUAUUGAGGUAUUGAAAUUUUAAAAUAAA
Eptesicus fuscus (big brown bat) is the source of this 2910-nucleotide messenger RNA. RefSeq names its product chromosome 4 C5orf22 homolog (gene C4H5orf22). The transcript has 9 exons. Lineage: Eukaryota; Metazoa; Chordata; Mammalia; Chiroptera; Vespertilionidae. The record is from RefSeq and is a predicted model, not a curated record. Bases 86 to 1417 code for a protein of 443 amino acids.